AUGCUUCACUUCAGAUUGGGGAUCUGGCCGAUGAUCCUCGGCCUCCUGGCGAUGGUGUAUGGUCAAGAUACUGGUAUCCCUGCAACAGUCUCUGAUCCAUUUGCUUUAUGGCCGACAAUCGACUCAACUUCGUUUGCAACUGCCCUCAAUAUCUCCAUCGGUUGUCUGGAUGCUAUGAAUGCUUCGUUGCCAUGCGACAGAACUCUUCUGAAUAUGGCAGGGUCAGUGGACAACUACUGGUGGGAGAUUGAUAAUCUCACUCAGUUGUGCACAAACGACUGCUGGGUGUCGGUUCAAGCCUGGGAUGCCAACGUGUUCAUCGAGUGCCAGGACGAUAGUCUAGUCGCAUAUGGCAAAAUGGUACCAGCAUCCGACGUUACGGGACGAUACAAUGAUGGCAUGAACAUCGCAUGCUUGACCAACCAGAACGCCACUGAUACUGACGACGACUACCUAUACUGUCUUGCUGAAAGUCAGGAAUGGGCAGGAAGUGAUUUCAUCCGACCAGAUUGCUCGGUGAAUCCUUCAGAUCCGUCUUGUGCUGAUCCAUCCUAUGUCAGCCCUGACGACUCUCGCAUGGCCAAUCUCUACUCAGACGAUGUUCUCUGUAGCGAAUGUUUCGUGCAGAUGCUUUAUCAGCGAACCACUUCGCAAUAUCUCCCGGAUCACGAUUUCUCAGACUAUCUUAUUGCUCAGUAUCAGGAUAUCUUGGAUGUGUGCAACGCAACGGAAGACUUUCCCGAGCUCCUCAUCAGAGCGCUGCCGAAUUACGCUGUCGCGACACCACCAGUUCUAAAUCUCACAGGAGUCUACACAGACUUGAGCUGCUCGCAAGGGCAGUACAUCACUACUAGCUCGCUGGACCCCAACGGCAACUGCGCGUCGAUCGCUCAGUACUUCAAGGUUGCAACUGGUGCGGUACAAGCUGCUACAAACAGCACGACGUGUAAGCCCUCAGCAUCCGGGUUCUGCUUGCCAGCAGCAUGCCAGAUAUCUCAGGUACCCAGCAAUGGCAACCUGACUUGCGACGCAAUCGCAUCCUCGUUGUCCACGUCCAACCUUACAGUGACUGUUGUGAGUUUUCUCAACUGGAACCCCACCAUCAAUGGCCUUUGCGACAGCCUCACUCCAGACGAAUUCAUCUGUGCUGGACCUCCUGGAGGCAUUUACAUACCUCCUCCGCCGCCUGCUGGGUCUAACAGCGAUAAUAACCAGCAAAGAGGCGGAAAUGAUGGCAGUAGCACCGGAAGAUUUGGUAAUGCCACAGUUCAAUGUACCUCGGCGCAACAACCAGAUCCGAUCCAGGAUGGCAUUCUGUCCACCUGCAAGACCUGGUGCCAGGCAUAUCCCGAUGACUAUUGCUACCAGUUUGCCAUGGAGACAAACAUGACACAAGCCCAAUUGUAUCAGUGGAAUCCGGUCUUGGGUAGCGGCGGCGCCAAUUGCCAGACGCAAUUCCAAGCUGGAUACUGGUACUGCGUCAACGACGGCUCAAUCCAGCCCACAACAACCAGCUCAACUCCUACCAAGUCAACAUCGACCAGUACAUCAGGAUCUUCACCCACUCAAUCUGGAAUAUCACCAUACUGCAACAAAUACCAGAUUGCCAAGUCUGGAGACUACUGCUACGUAUUCGCGUCGAACAACAACAUCACCACUGAUGAACUAUACACCUGGAACAGCAUCCUCGGUACAAACGGUGCAAACUGUGGAACUACAUUUCAAGCCGGCGAUUACUACUGCAUCGGUGUUGCACUUCCAUCGCCAACACAAUCAGGAAUCGCAAAGACUUGCAACAAGUAUCAGAUUGCAAAGGCUGGAGAUUACUGUUAUGUGUUCGCACAGGAUAACAACAUCACGACCGAUCAGCUGUAUACUUGGAACACGAUUCUGGGAGCCAAUGGUUCGAAUUGUCAGACGCAGUUUCAGGCUGGUGAGUAUUACUGUGUCGGUGUUAGUUCGUGA
Messenger RNA from Aureobasidium subglaciale EXF-2481, 1965 nucleotides. RefSeq lists its product as uncharacterized. The transcript has 3 exons. The record is from RefSeq and is a predicted model, not a curated record. NCBI's taxonomy places the organism in Eukaryota, Fungi, Ascomycota, Dothideomycetes, Dothideales, Saccotheciaceae. Bases 1 to 1965 code for a protein of 654 amino acids.